UUAGCCACUGCGCAACUAAAUACUACAUAAGACUACAUAAGUUGGCCUUGGCUAAGCGGGCAGAAAGACUAAUGAUUGGCAAAGAUAUACAUCUGCAAGAAAUUUUGAAAUCCGACGUGGCCAUGAUGGGAGAAACAAAACUGGAUGAAUUAAAGAAAGAAGUUAGAAGCAUUCUGAUUACCUACCCAAAUGGCGUUAAUUUGGCAGAAUUUAUUAAAACCUACAAAGCACUUAUAGGUAGGAGAUUUCCAUCACGGGAGUUUGGCUAUUAUACGGAUAUAGAUUUCCUACAGUCUAUGUCUGAUGUUGUGCAACUUUUCAUGGACCAGAGUGGCAUGUAUCAGCUUUCUGUAAUUGCUGAUGAAUCAACUGUACACAUUCAUAAACUUGUUCAAAACCAAAAGCAAAACAAACCAAAAAUUAAUCGAAAUUUUCCAUAUCAAAUGAGAAAACCUCAUGUUUUUCAAAAAUUUUAUCUGCAAAAAAGUGUAAUGAAUAACUUCAGCUAUAGUAAGCCAUUUGUACCAGCUCCUUUAAAAGCAGAACUAAUUGAACUGCUUAAAUUAUAUCCUGAUGGUAUUACUCUACCAUCUCUUCUUCUAGCAUACAAGAAGAUGUAUAACAAGUUUUUGAAAUUAGAAAAUGGUUUGGAUAGUUUAGAAAAAAUGCUAAAUGUUAUUUCGGAAGUAGAGUUACGCUCUGUAGGUAAUUUGACAAAGGUUUAUUAUUUAUUCAGUAGUCCUGAAAAGAAAAAUUUAAAUGCAGUUCAUAAGCAAGUAUCUACAGAUGCGUCCAAAGCAGUGCCUGAAACAGAACUCGAUAAAAAGGAUAUAGAUUCAUCGGGUGUUUCAGAAGCUGUUAAAAAGAAUUUUCAGAAAAUACUCUCGUUAUAUCCUAAAGGUAUACUAGCAACAAAUUUUCCAGUUUUAUAUAAAAAAACAACUGGUGAUAAUUUUAUUCUUCAUGAUCUUGGCUACACUUCUUUAUUAGAACUAGCAGAUGCUUUACCCAAUAUUUUCUUUCGAAAAUCUGUUCCUGGCAGUACUAACGAUUGGCUUUUCCUACCUGCAGAUUCUCCUCUCUGCAGCAAUGGCUCUUCUCAAGGUGAGUCACAUAAAGAAAGUGAAUGUGAAGGUGAAGAAUUCAAAAUAAGCAUGGUUUUGAUUUUUAAAAAUAUCCAAGAACUGUUGUUGGCUUAUUCUCCUAAAGGCGUCAGAGUGGAUGAUUUUCUUAAUUUAUACACUAAAAAUUUUAAGGUGCCUUUGCAUCUUAAUAGACUUGGUUUUAAAGAUGUUCAAGAAUUUUUACUCACAGUUUCCAGACAUGUGCCUUUGAAAUUUCAGAUUAUUAGAGGAUUUAAAUAUGUAUAUAUAGAAGGGAACCUUUUAUCUCCUGAAAAGCUGGCUCGCCCAUCAAUAUUUCAAAAGACAUUGCCUUCUGAUGCUGCUCCAUCUGGCCUGCAGUUUUGCCAGCCCACUCUACCUUAUGAUCUUAAUUUAGAUCAAUGGAUACCAGUUUUGAUAUCUUCUGCAAUUAAUCCCAGUCUGUUUUGGUUUCAGCUCCAAAUCGAAGAAAAUGUGCUUACUUUUAAAAAAUUCGAAGAGGAAAUCCAGUCAUUUUACAACUCCCAUCUUGGAAAUAAAUACAAAAUGAAUGAUGCUGAUAUUUUGAUUGGUGCCACGUGCAUUACCUUUUGUUCUGCUGAAUACCAGUGGUGCCGUGCAGAAAUUAAAUGUAUACCAGCAGUUGACUUAGUGAAUGUUUUAUUUGUGGACUAUGGAUGCUCAGAAACAGUGCCACGUUCAGUUGUGCGAUAUGCAAAAUCUGCAUUUCACUGUUUGCCAGUUAAUGCUUUUAAAGCUCGGUUGGCUUGCCUCAAACCUGCAAAUAGUACCUGUGCAUGGGAUAACAAUGCUCAGAAGCGUUUCCUUCAACUUUGUGAUCAUAUGCCAUUAAUGGCUGAAGUGUAUUCCGUUGAGGACAACAGUGUCUUAGUAUUUCUCUGUGAUACUACUGACGAAAAUGACUUGCAUAUAACAGAUAUCUUGAUUAAUGAGGGUUUUGCAGAAUUUUCACCAGAGAAUGAUUCCACACUUAAUGAAGCAUCUCCAUUUAAAAAGGAAAAUUUUGAAUGUUUAACUUUUCAUAAUGAUUUAUCAGUGGAGAAUAUCAGUGAAUGUAAUGACCUUCAUAAUAAUGCAUCUUAUCAGAUUGUAAAUCCCAAAUUAACAAAAAGUAUUCUACAUACUUCAUCAUCUUCAUCUUCAUAUUCUUCUUUUGAUGAAGAAAAUGUAACCUCAGAAGAAUGCCAUCAUAAAAAUUUAUUACCACAUGAAAAUUGUUCUGAAGUCAAUCUAAAAACUUCACCCCUUGAUAAUUCUUCUGAAAAGGGAGCAUUUUGCUUAAAAUCAAGCAGAACAACUCCAAAUGGGUUUUCCUGUAAUAAUGUUGAGAACCAAUAUAACUGUACAGCAGUCAAAAGAUUUGUGAAAAGGGUAAAUUCAGAAGAUGGUUAUAAAUUACAUAUUAUUAUUGUGAAAGACAAACCAUAUAUAUCUGUUGGUGAUGUUUGUGAUCUUUUAUGGAGUGGGGAAGAAGCUGAAUUUCUAGAAAAUAGAUUGAAACUCAAAGAAAUAGAAGUACCUACAGUAAUCCUUUCUUUUGAAAAACAUAGAGAAUUAUUUUAUCAGUGUGAAAGAUGCUUGGUCAAAGGUAUCAAGAAAAUGGAGUCAUAUAAAUCCUUAGCAUUGUAUUCUUUAAAUGAUGUUAUGGAUAUUUUAAAUAUAUUUGGUCAUCCAUCAGUCUAUGUCAGAGAGACUUUAAAGAAUGAAAUAAAUUCAUUCAAUUUUAUGGAUCGUAUUUGGAAAGAAUAUUCAGAUGCUGAUUUCUGCAAAUGUACAGAAAAUCAAGUCUAUGUAGGUGAAGAUAAAUUGAGUAGGUUAUGUUUGUAUGACUUGAAAGCCAUGCGCAUUGGUCUUUGUUGCAAAAGAUCAAAAGUUAAUGCUAGCCUUGGAAAAGUAGGAGCAUCUGAUGAGCUGAGGAGAAUAGAACAUCUUCAGAACAUAAUUGAAAAGAAGAUGGAAAAAAUUGAAAAAAUGUGUGCAUCUUAUUCAAAGAAGAAUAUGUCAUGACAGCUAAAAUAUUAGUUUCUUGAAAAUAUCUUCUGGGAGAUUCUUUGAAAAGGAUGAUUAGAUCUGUGAUAUUGUAGAGUCUAAAUACAUAAGAUGUCCUCUAAACUCAUAAUUUAUUCUCUUCUGUGAUAUUCUUACUGUGAAUGGGGAAAAGGUGACAAAGAAAUGUACUUUUACAAUUAAUUUUUCAUCCCUAAUUUAAGAAAACUAAAGUGAAUAAACUAGGAUAUUGCAUCCAGUACAAGACCAGUAAACUUUAUUUUAGCUAUUAUGAAUAUGAAAGUCAUUAAAAUAAAUUUUUAAUUUAGUAGUGAUAAUUUCUUUCUAGAAGGAUCAGAAUUGGUUUUGAUAUAUUCAGUUUUUGAUGGAUGUAUUUAACUAUAUAAAAAUUGUCAACAUUCAUUUGGCUGACAGAAAGACAUUUCAAACAUGAUAUUAUCAACAUGGGUGCUUUCUUUAGAUGGCUAUUUUCAUGCUUUAAUGUGAACACCAAGUGUAAAUUUUACAGAGAUCAAAAAAUUUUUAAUUUUCAUUGUAUUAGAUGUGUUAUUAUUUUUUGUGAUUAUUAUUGCAGAAAUUAUGUAAUGUAUAUGAGACAUUGUAUAUAUGCAUAAAUAAGUGCAUGUGUAUGUGUAUAUUUAUAUAUAUACACUUAGAAUACAUGUGUAAGUUUUGAAAAGAGAUGUAAAAAGCUGAUUCUUAUAUAAAAUGCCAGUUCUUUAAAAUGAAAAUAAAAGUAAAAAUAGUUUGAA
This is a messenger RNA of Stegodyphus dumicola, 3883 nucleotides long. Its product is annotated as tudor domain-containing protein 5-like. NCBI's taxonomy places the organism in Eukaryota, Metazoa, Arthropoda, Arachnida, Araneae, Eresidae. The record is from RefSeq and is a predicted model, not a curated record.